Messenger RNA from Phytophthora nicotianae INRA-310, 378 nucleotides. RefSeq lists its product as hypothetical. Lineage: Eukaryota; Oomycota; Peronosporomycetes; Peronosporales; Peronosporaceae. The transcript has a single exon. The coding region runs from base 35 to 220 and encodes 61 amino acids. The record is from RefSeq and is a predicted model, not a curated record.
CCUCCACGAGUCCCGACCUGACAAGCAAUUUCUCAUGUUCAAGCCGUCUCUAAUUCUCGCCCUGACUGUUGCCGCCCUGGUGGUUUUGGCCGACGCUGCACUUGCCGCCGUGCCACUCGGUGGCGAGUGUGACAUCACCGUCGCAUGUGAAGAGGGAACAUACUGCGACGUGCACGACGAUGGAACAUCUAUCUGUACCGCGCUGGGCCAAAUCAAGUAAGUUCAGCCAGAACAACCGGGUCAAAAAAUAGUUGGCCUGUUCAGGGUUCAGGUGUGGGCAAUCGACAUCUACCCGAACAAGUAAAGACCUUAGUGUCUGAUUCAACGUCAAUAAUACAACAGCAAACAACAAUCCUGCAGAAUUUGCUUACAUUCGCA